Messenger RNA from Malurus melanocephalus (red-backed fairy wren), 1489 nucleotides. RefSeq names its product scratch family transcriptional repressor 2 (gene SCRT2). Bases 522 to 1352 code for a protein of 276 amino acids. Gene Ontology annotation, biological process: regulation of DNA-templated transcription. The record is from RefSeq and is a predicted model, not a curated record. Lineage: Eukaryota; Metazoa; Chordata; Aves; Passeriformes; Maluridae. Gene Ontology annotation, molecular function: RNA polymerase II cis-regulatory region sequence-specific DNA binding; DNA-binding transcription factor activity, RNA polymerase II-specific. The transcript has 2 exons.
GAGGAUGAGGACUCCCGCCCUGCAGGCCAGUCCAUUUUUGGCCCCGGGGACUGGCGGCAGGGAGACAAAGGCGGUGGGAGGCAGAGGCAUGUGUGUGUGUGUGUCCCCCUCCCACGUCCCCCUGUGUCCCCAUUGUCCGUGGCCGGGAUGGGGGGAGGAACCAGGGGGAGGGACCCGGGUCCCCACAGUGCCGUGAUGCCCGGGGCGCCCCGCGCUGCCGGCGGCUCGGGGGGCUUUGGGGGGGCUCCGGGCGCGGCCGGGCGAAGCGGCCCCCUCCCCCCCCGACCGCCUGCCUUCCUCCUCCUCCCCCUCUUCCCCUCCUCCUCUCUUCCUCCUCCUCCUCCUCCUCCUCGCCGCCCUGCCGCCUCCCCGCCCCUCGCACUCGCCUCCCCGCGCCUCUCCGUGCGCACCGCCGGGGCUGAGCGCCGGGGCCGGGGCGGGGGGGGGGCCGGGGCCGGUGCGGGGGCCGGGGCCGGUGGCGGUGCCGGUACCGGAGGUGUCCAGCGCUGCCCGGCCCCGCCAUGCCCCGCUCCUUCCUGGUGAAGAAGCUGAAAGCGGAGGCGUUCCCGGCCGCCGGGGCCCCCGCGCCCCCCUACGCCCCCCUGGAGCCCCCCUACACGCUGCCCGGCCCCGCCGCCGGCGAUGGGUACCUCCAGCACUGCCUGGCGCCAGCCGGCUAUGACACCGACAAGAAGCAAGGUCURCCACCACCGCCGCCGGACCCAGCCUACGCACCCGGCCACGAGGAGUACAGCGAUCCCGAGAGCCCCCAGUCCAGCUUUUCUGCCCGCUACUUCAACGGGGAGGCAGCGGUGACAGACAGCUACUCCAUGGAUGCCUUCUUCAUCACGGACGGGCGGUCUCGCCGGCGCAGCGAGAGCCAGCGCCGUGGCAGCCACCGCCACUCGUGCCCCGAGUGCGGCAAGACCUACGCCACCUCCUCCAACCUCAGCCGGCACAAGCAGACCCACCGCAGCCUGGACAGCAAGAUGGCGAGGAAAUGCCCCACCUGCGGGAAGGCGUACGUCUCCAUGCCCGCCCUGGCCAUGCACGUCCUCACCCACAACCUCAAGCACAAGUGCGACGUGUGCGGCAAAGCCUUCAGCCGGCCCUGGCUGCUGCAGGGCCACAUGCGRUCCCACACCGGSGAGAAGCCSUUCGGCUGCKCSCACUGCGGRAAAGCCUUCGCYGACCGCUCCAACCUGCGCGCCCACAUGCAGACCCACUCCGCCUUCAAGCACUACAAGUGCAAGCAGUGCGAGAAGACCUUCGCCCUCAAGUCGUACCUCAACAAGCACUACGAGUCCGCCUGCUUCAAGGGCUCCGAACACAGCUGUGCAAUAGGGAACUAGCCCCCCGACCCCUGUGGCACAUCCCCAUUCCCAUCCUCAUCCUUGUAUCCGAUCCUCAUCCCCGUCCCCAUCUCAUCCCAUACCCAUCCCCAUCCCCAUUCCCCUAUACAUCCCACUCUGCCCCCAUCCCCAUCCUG